AUGGCGGCGUCCGUUGAGCUGGACUUGCAGCCCCUGAGCCUGGAGUCGCUGCCCACGGACCCGCUGCUGCUCGUCCUCAGCUUCCUGGAUUACAGGGACCUCAUGAGGUGCGGGGAGCCCGGCGCCCGGCGGGGCUUAAUGCGGGGAGCUGGCGGGGCAGGGCGGCGCUCUCGGGGCUGGGUUCCCUUGGCGGCGCCAACCAUGGGGAAAUGGGGAGGAAGAGGAGGAGGGUGGCGGCUGCUGCUGCUGCUGCUGCCGCCUUCUCGGAGGAAGAGAGGGCCAUGGCGAUCCGUCUCCUUUCACCACAACCACCACCCAAAAAACCCAUCAAUGGCGGGGCUGCGCGUGCAGGAAACAUCUCCAUGGAGAAGCUCCCGAAUGGGAAGGAAGAGUAGGGGAUGCGAGGCUUGGGUUGAGCCGAGUGGGGAAAUGGGGCGAGGGAUAGCCCAAUACCCUGGGUAUGGGAGCUGGGUCGAUGGCCCUGUCUGUGGGGAAGCAGCCCCCAACCCAUCUCUUCCCCCCCCCCCAUCCCCCUGCAAGAGCUCCUGGUGCUAUGAGCUGCUCUGCAUUGCACAUUUCUGGAGAGGCUCCUGCCGUGGGUCCCAAGUGGCUUCCAAGCUGGCCCUGCGCUGAUAGACAGGUUUUCUUUCACCACAGCGCGGCUGUCUCAACAGGUGCUUGCUCUGGGCAACGUGCUCGAAGCGAGCCCUGCCCUAGUGACACCACAUGGUGGAUGCUUAAAAUCCUCUCGGUGGCAGAGAAAUAGAUUGAUAAGGUUUAUGAUGUGAGGUGUGUGUCUUCCUUUGUGCAAGGUAGCAGGGGGCUGGACUUGAUUGAGCGCCACAAGUUUAGGGCCAACUAGGUGAUAUGUGAGUGUAACCAAUGGCUUGUGGAGUGUCCCUAAAUUUCCAAUUAUUUGUAAUUUUUUGUGUUUAAUGUUAUAGAUAUUAUGGUGUCUGCCUCAGUUUGUCUCUAUACACUAUGAUCUAAUCUGAUGGUGGUGGUAAAUAUAUUCUGCUGUAUGUACUGUGCACCCAAAUGACAAUUCAUAGUUUUUCAGUGUUAAUGGAAAUCCUGUUGGACUCGAUGGCCCUUGUGGUCUCUUCCAACUCUAUGAUUCUAUGAUUCUGUAGAACCUGUAGGGAGGUGUGUACUCCAUUCUAUUACGAUAUCUUGUUUAAUGUGCUGAGUUUGACAUCUGUUAAAGCCAAAGUUAAGCACAGAUAAUUGGUGUGCUUUAUAAGCAGCCCAACAAAGGCUUGGCAGAAUUCCCAACGGUUGGAAGAUGGGACUUAAGUAUCCCCUUUCCUUUCCUAUGGCAAUGAUUCCACAUUCCCUGACAUUUAUUUCAUCUGUCCAAAAUCUAUAUGCUGAGCCCACCUUAAUACCAUUUAGUCCUUUCCAAAAGGUGCAACAAUCAAAGCUGAGAAGCUUAAACACUUGGCAAAAUAGCAAAUACAUACAAAUGUGCAACAUUACUGGGUUUAUGUUACCAUGAUGUUGCCUCCCAUAUAUGUCACAAGCAGUACAAUUCAAAUAAUUUAUACCAAAUAGGUUUCUGAACAUAGUUGAACAAACUCUAAUUUAACUUGCUCUUUCUGAAGUAGUGAUUAUGACAUGAAUAGAAUCUCCUGCCUAGAGAGGUAUCUCUGAUGAGAAUAGAUGAAAAACCAAAGCUAAUUUCUUUUAGCUUUUAAGAUUAAUUUUCUCCCUUGUCCUCUACAGAGGGGCUAGGGUAUUUUUGGUUUUUUUAGCUCUUGCUCUCUACUUUUCUCAUAUUCAUCAUAACAAGUUGGAAGCUAAUGCCCUAACUUGGAGAACUCCGGUUAUUUGAAAAUUAGGUCCGUAUCCAGCCCAUUACCAAAUCCAAGCACCAGUCUAGUUCCUGAACAGUCUCACUUGAUUCUGAUGAAAUAAACAAAGCUGAAUGUCAUCAACAUACUGAUGACUCCUCACUCUAAAUCGUCUUCUGAUCUCACCCAGCAGCUUCAUACAGAUGUUAAAGAGCAUGGGGUGGGGCACAAAAUGAAAGUGCCCAGAAUUCCACAACACAGCUGCUAUGGAGAAAAUGUACAAAAGUGUGGGUUAAUUUAGAGAAUUGAGUCUUAAAGAUAAGUGUGAAAUCAUGUGUCAAAUUUAACUUUAAAAACAGGAAAUUCUCCAGCAUUUCUGUACAGAGUACAAGUGCAAUCAUUACUGAACCUGCUUUUAGUCUGACUUGUAGAGAAAUUUAAACUGACUUUGUAUUUGCAGCUGCUGUUGCGUAAGCCGUAGAUUAAAUCAGUUUUCAAGUCAUGAUCCACUGUGGAGGAGGCACUGCAAGAAAUAUUGGCUUUUGUCUGAGUAAGUAUGGCUAGUGCUUAAUUUACAUAAAAUGAGAAAAUUAUUCACUUGUGUUACCAGCUUUCUGUCUGGUAAAUUUACAAUUUUUUGUAGACUACUUCUUGGAUUAAAAGUUGUGUGCAUUAAAAAAUAAAUUUUGAAAAAGCUGAAAAAGUUUGCAAGCAUCAGCUCAAUAUAAAAUAAUCUGUUGGUAAAUAAUAGCUUCCUCAUGCAAAGAUGCUAGGUGGUGCUGAUUCUCCAGUAGAUAUACUAGAACAGCUUAGCUUGUCUAAGUUGUAGGGUACUUCUGUGACAAAUGAUGCAAUAGUUCUAUCCCAUAGGUUUUAAUUGGAAUCUAAUUGGAUAGCAGAAAAUGGGGUGUUGGUGUUUGAGUUUGAAACUUGGAUUAAUUGCUGCUCAUUUUGACACACAGUCACUUUUACAGGUUUCCUUGUUAAAGCAUACGUGAAAAUUCACAUGGCACUACCCCUCCCACCCCCUUUAUGCUGGCCACCCUAUGUUUCUUAUGCAUAAGGAUUCUUUAUUCACACCUGUGGCAAAGCCUUGACUGUUUUUGUGACAUCCUCUAGAAUGAUUUCAUAAAUCAUUAGCCAAUUAUCAGAAUGGUAUUUUGCUUUCCCUUUUGUACAAUCUUAUUUCUGUUGUUUCUGUACAAUAUUACACAAUUAUGAGGCUUAUUCUUGCUUCCUGCUUUUUGUGUGCAGAUUAUUCAAAAUUAAAUACAAGUCCAGUUGAAUUUUUUUAAUGGGAUAGUUAAACACUUAUGCAAAUCCUGCCCAUUGAACUGUAAUCCAAACUUCUGAACUGGAAUUUACCUUAAAAAAUUGAAAAUUAGCAAAUGGGGGGGUGCUAAGAGUGCAAAAAAUAUAUAUGCAUAUAUGCAAUAUUCUUACUACUUAUUGCUGCUUAGAUAUUGUUUUUUAUCUUUUUAGAGCUGAGAAAUCUCGGAGCUGGAAAGCAAUCUUUAUAGAUACGUAUGCUGAUCUCGGAAGGUAUAUUCAAAUUUAUGCUACACUUAAAAAGGCCUGGGAUGAUUUAGAAAAAUAUCUGUUUCAGCGUUGUCCUCGGAUGAUUACUUCUUUGAAAGGUAUUGUUUAUAAGUUUGCUGUUUUAUUCAACUUCAGUUGUACUUGCAUUUUCUCUCUCUAAAGUUAUCGUUUUAGAUCAGUGUCAAGUGCCACUUUAUGAACACCCUAGAUUAUUUAACUAUUGCCAACAUGCUUGUUAAGCUGAAAACAGUACUGUCCUCCGCCUUUUUUAUUUUAGCCUUCUUUGUGUGUGUGAAACACAAUAAAUUGUGCUUAGCUGUCAAUCUGGCAUAGUGAUCUAGAACAGGAAAAGGAAAACCAAAUGGACCUCGAUUGCAUAAUAUAGUAAUGAGUGUGGUACUUUUCACAAACUGUUAAAUAAUGUAUCUGUAAACAUGAUGAAAUUAAGGAAAGCUUAAGGACCUGAUUUGUAGUGGGUUUUCUGACUUUGAAUCGGUGCUAGCCUGUCCAGUGUGGACAGGCAAAACACUAUUGAAUUUUGCAUUUUUAUUUUUGUUAAUUCUAAUUCCCAGUUUUGUACAAAGGCAAAAGUGCAGCAACAAUAGUUAAUUUUGAAGAAGUAGAUACGAAAAGCACACACUGUGAGAUUUGAGGAAUGGUUUGAACAAGAUGUUCUUAGCCCUGAAUGCUGCAUCUUUCCAUUAAUCAUUCAGCUACUGGUUUGUUGAGGGUGGGGGUAAAGAUGCUCCUUAAAACACCAAAAUGGGGUCCAUGUGUGUAGAUCUUUUCCCAGAGGUCUCACUGCUUUUCUGGAAAUCUGAGAAGAUUAUGGGGGGAAAGGAGAAUCCCUUUCAGCUGCACUGAAUUUCAAAGAGGUUUGCAAAGCAGCUCUAUGUCUCCAUCUUGCAGGCUUCUAGACAAUGCGGGGCAACAGGAAGCCUUAACCCUAAAUUCAAAGUUUUUUAAAAGCUCAACAAAAUUUUUUUUUUUUUAAAGCAUUUCAUUGUACUUUUGCAUACUAAUGAAGUGCAGAAAUGUUUUUCAAAGCCUCAGGAUCAGCUCUUCCUCCCCCACUUCUCAGAGGAGCUUCUUCAAAUGACACCCACCCCCCGAGUCUGGAACACGCCCUGCCCUUUUCCUGCCUUUCUUCUUGUGGGGGAAAAAACAAUAAUACAAUAAUACAUGCUUUUAAAAGUUUAAUCAGUGUGCUAGAGCAGAUGUGCAUUCAUAUCAAGCAAAACCAACCAUAUAUUGCAAGUGGUCUCUUAUUUUUCUUUAGCAGCCAGUUUUGGAGCAGCCGUUUUGUUGUUCCUCUUUCCUUCACUAUAGAGACAUGCAAGGGGAAUGUAACUCUCUAGUGCCAUUUUAAUUUCACUUGCAGCUGAUAGUGUCUCAGCAUUACUAAAAACCCUAGAAUGGAAGCAGCCAUACUAGGUGAGAAUGAUUGUUACUGUAGGCUUUGGAAUACAUGAAUCUCUUUUGGGGUUACAAAGAGUUUGACAUGACUAAAUGACUAAACAACAAACAUUAACACAUGCCAUUUCCUCUCUUAUAUGGCCCUUGAAAAUUAUUUGUUCUCCUCCUGAGUAAUAGUUGGCAAAUGUUUUAGCCACAAAUUGCAUAGGGCAGAAGAAUCAGACAAAAACUGCUUCUGAGUCUACAGACUACUAGUUGGCCUUCCUUGUUUUACAGCAGUGUGUCCCUAUUCAAAUUAUAUGCUGUGGCUUGAAUUAAGACAGACUUCUAUCUAUGGUUUGUCUUAAAAAGAAGCCCACCACUUUGGAGUACAUAGGUUUUUUCCAAAAGCAAAAGACAUUAUGCUUUUCGUGUAGUGUUUCUGACAUAAGUAUUGAUGUCUGUUUCAGAAAAAGUAAACUGAAGAAUCCCUAGGAAAAUAUAUGAUUCUAAACACAGUUGUCACACCUGCUGACUUGAAUGGGGCUUGCUAAAGAGGUUUUAACAUCAUGUCUUAAAUAACGUACUGCAAAAUGCAUUGUUUAUAUUGUCUGAAGAUAAUCUGCUAAAUGGUACAGUUUUUGAAUGCUCACAGAGAGUGUUCGGGAGGAAGAUCUGGAUGCUGUGGAAGCACAAAUUGGUUGCAAACUCCCCGAUGACUAUCGAUGUUCAUUUCGGAUCCAUAAUGGACAGAAGCUAGUCGUUCCAGGGUGAGAAGCUAACGUUAACUGUCAUUGCUAAUUGGCAGUCGGCUGCUACGUAAGCUUGCACAUACUUGAAAUUUGUUUCUUCCAAUGGUUAAUAAUGUCUCCCCCCCUUUUCUUUCUGUCUUUCCAAAGGUUGAUGGGAAGCAUGGCCCUUUCCAACCACUAUCGCUCUGAAGAUUUGCUGGACAUUGACACAGCAGCCGGUGGCUUUCAGCAGCGGCUAGGACUGAAACAGUGCCUCCCCUUAACCUUUUGCAUCCACACUGGAUUGAGUCAGUACAUGGCUCUGGAAAGCGUGGAGGGCCGCAAUAGUUACGAGAUCUUCUACCAAUGCCCAGUAAGAAAGACUUGUAAAUAGACACUUUAGACAACACUAAUGCUACUCAUUAUCUUCAGUAGAUGAAACUGAUGCAGUAUAUGUGUGUAGAAUGUUUUUAAAAAAUCUAAAAUCAGCUGUCUUUCAUCUCUGAGCUACUUCCCACCAUCCACAAAAGGCCACAUAAAUGUUCAAACGCUCUAACUUGUGAAGGAGAGGGGCUUUUAAAUGGCAGCAAUUGCUAUAAUUGCCAUGAGAGAAGUGAAGGCUGAUCAUUAGGACCUGGAGCUGAGAGACAGGCAAAGCAGGGCUACUAGUGAAGAAGCUGGGGAUGUGAUGAUGGGGAAGGAGGAUCUUGCAAGUUGAUUAGAAGUUUGCCUCCAAAAAAAUGGGCUUCAUACAAAUGUGUCUAGUGCAUAAAAAUCAAACUUCACACUUUGAAAUAAUAGUAAGUUAUUGAUUAACAGUGCAUUGAGGGGAUCAAAGCACCCUAUUGUUAUAGUGGUACAUAAAACACAAAUUGGUUUUUAGCUACAGGAAGGGCCAUAACUAAAUAGAAGAACUUCUGAAAGCUAUUUAAUAAUAAAAAAGAACAUAAUGACUGUUUCAUUGAUACUAUAAUUUCAAAGAAAUAAAUCUUAAGUUUUCAAGUUGAGUUUUCUACCAAAUGUUCACAGACGAGAUGGGAACAUAAAGUGACUUGCACAGAUGAAACACUUAAUUUUGUUUUCUUUUUUACUACUGGUUACAGACUAAUAUUUUCCUGCAGUAUUAUAUGGUACAAAUGUCACCUGUAAAUCCAGUUUUUAAGGACACAAAUAAACUUUUUCCUUUUUCCUUUAAAGGAUCAAAUGGCCCGCAAUCCAUCUGCAAUUGAUAUGUUUAUUACAGGUAAAAGUAUUUUGGAACUUAAAUGGGAAACAAUUUAGAGAAGUCAAUAUGAAUUGGAAUAUGUCUAGAACUUUAUCCACUUACCUCAACAUGCAGCAUUUUCUCAUUCUAGAUCUUUUGCACAUUAGAGGACAAACUAUCUGUUAAACUGUGAUCACGUGUAAUAUUGCAAGAUGUUGGGAGAGUGCAUUUAUAAGCAGAGAAUGAAAGUAAGCGUAACUCGUCAGGUGCUAGAACCCAAAUCAUAUCUCUUGAAAUCUACCCCCACAAGUUCUGUAUUUGCAAGAUAAGUUUGGGCACUAGCAUUGUAUCUAAAAGCAGCCAGGUGGUAGAAGAUAAGAGCACAUCCUUUCACUUCACUUCCAUUCUUUGGCUUGGAGUGCCCUCUCUCGAGAGGGAGGAGGAAAAAGCAAAUCUUGGUUGCAUUUGUCCGGCAUUGCAAUAUGAAGUUUUGCUUGUUAAAUUUUGCUGAUACUCUGGGCUUCCGCAAUAUUUUUUUUUUUUUACAGUUUUAGAGGGGUAGCAAAACAUUAAAAGGUGGGUGCAUGCUCACAAAAAAAUUGAGAAGCAUAGUGCCUGUACUUUUUGCUUAUUGUUUCUAGAAAGGAAAUAUAGUUACUUCCAAUUGUUUUAAAUGAAAGAUGGGAAGCUAGGGAUUAUAGUUCAAUGUGAUGGUGGUGGGGGCUCUGAAUUAGAGUAACAGCAAGUCUAGGAAUGCUGGAUGUCACACCUCCACUGCAAAGUGAUGGGAUGAUGUGCAAGGAAGAAGUAGGUGUUAGAGGAGUGCUUAAGUCGUCUUCCUCCUGGGUCUCCCAGAUUCAUGUUUGCUGCAUCAGCUGGGGAAAGCACUUGGUGAGAGGAUUAUGCAGCCCCUACCAGCCAGCUCACGCAAAUUGCCUUUCAUCCCAUCUUUCUGCUUUGUCUUAGAGAAGUAGCAAUCAGGGUUUCUCAAGCUUGCUUUUUCUGCAGUUCUUAUAGUUUGGUUUUUGAAGAAAGCAACUGCAGUAACACCAUCAGACCCUCUUUUCAUAGACCUGUGAUAUGUAAUUGAGGCAUAAUUACCUUUCAAAGGUUAUGGCAAAUCAAAAAUAGCAUGCUCAGAGGAUCAAAGAUGGGAACAGCUUUGGGAAGGGAAGUUUAACAAAUGGAACCAUCUAUGCACACACAUCUCUCAAAGCUUUUUAUUUGUGCUUUGCAUUGGGAGGAAUGAUGGUUUAUUUGUAUUUUAAAAAACAAGAGCCAGAUUCAAUUAAAUAGUUGUACCAGCAUAGUUGUACCAAAUAGGGACCCAGUGUGAUGUGUCCCCUAGCACAACAAGGCUCCUCCUUUCUUCUUCCCCUGUGCUCUCCCAGUUGACUCUGGGGGAGGGGAGUCAGGGGGGGAAAUCCCAGAACAAUUUGUGGGACAAGAAGGGGGGAAAUCACUCCAUCUGGUAAGAGGAAAUGUUUGCUGAUACCAAGAUACUGAAUUCUUCCUACUAUCUUGCUAAACGUAACAAUGCAUUUAUUGCCAUCUAUAGUGAAAUGAAGCUUCAUAGUAAAAUGGAAUGAGGCAAGCUGAUCUGUAAGGAAGCAUGGGUAGGGGACAAACAAGUGGGAACUUCCUCUUUCUCCCCUGCCCCAGUUUCAUUCAGAUUUCUGAGUUCUGGUCUUAGAUGAAUGAGCAGCUUCCGCUUGCCUAGUCCUAAACCUCAGCACUCUAGUGCUAUAGUGCCUUACCAUGUACUUGAGACUGCUAAUGGUCAGAGCUAGGUGACCACCACCUGGGAGGUCUGAACUGUUCUUUUGUUUUGUUUUGUUUUGUUUUGUUUUUAGUCAUAGCAUAUGUAAUCGGCAUACUGGCCUUUUUAUGACCUUGUGAAAUGUUUCUCCCCCUUUGCCAUUAGGUAGCUCCUAUUUGGAAUGGUUCACCUCCUAUGUAAACAAUGUAGUAACAGGUGGCUAUCCCAUCAUCAGAGACCAGAUUUUCAGGUAUUAUGCCUUUGGUUUACAAUCUGUGGUAUCUUAUUAUGACAAAAUGUAAUAAUCUUAAACUUGUAACAAAAAUAAAUUAUCAUCUUAUAAUAUUUGUUAGACAUGUAUGUGAGCAUGAGGUAGUAAAGCAAAGCACACUUAUUAUUUACAAUAAUAACAUUGUAUGCUGGCAAUACAUUUGCACUAUGUUCUGCAGAAAUAGAUAUAGUCUAAAUGGCAUUAAGCGGGUGCAGAGAAUGCCUUUUCUUAUUAGGGAGAGAAAUAGAUUCUUAAUGCACAAAUUGUAAGGUGAAAGUUGGUUUUAUACAAAUGAAUUUUUCAGUAUUUGUUUAUUCUUUAAAAUAAUGCCUUUUUCUUUAUUUGCUAGAUACGUUCAUGACAAGAGUUGCGUAGCAACAACAGGAGAUAUUACUGUCUCUGUGUCCACAUCUUUUCUACCUGAACUCAGUUCUGUACAUCCACCUCACUAUUUCUUUACUUACAGAAUCAGGUAGGAGCAGUAAACGAAUGCUGAUUUUAUCAAUGUGUUACUGACACAUCUUGAAGCUUUCUUUGCUUACUGGCAAAAUUCUAAACGACCUAAAAUAUAAACUAGUCCUUCCAAAAUCACAAUUUAUCAGUGAGAGAUAAAAAGUAAGAACGGGGAAAUGUUGAAUGCUUUUUACAAGACUGCACUGAAGUUUCUUCUUUGCUUUUGACUUCCUUUUCUGUAGUGUUCUAUAGAACAUAUUCUUUCUUCUAACAUCUGUUCAAUUAUUAUUUUUCCUGUGUAAUAAUUACAGGAUCUAGAUCUUCCCCCUUAGGGUAGUAUUUCUUGGACAGUCAAAUUGCUACAUUGUGUCAGAGAAAAACAUGACUCUUAUGCCCCUGCUAAUGAGUGUUGUUUGUAAUGUGGUCAGACGAGUGUCACAACUAUUUCCUUCCACCUCUCAAGGCCCUAAAACAGUUAAAAUAUUCUGGAUAGUAUUUUAAGGAAGGUAAUAGUUUUUGGCUAGUGCUUUUGCUCUCUCUCUAAAAUGAGUAUCUUGCAUAAUUUUUUAGAAUUGAGAUGUCCAAAGAUGCUCUUCCAGAGAAGGCUUGUCAGCUAGACAGUCGGUACUGGAGAAUAACCAAUGCCAAAGGUGAUGUGGAGGAGGUGCAAGGUCCUGGAGUAGUAGGUAAGGAAUAUUUAAAGAAUGUAACUGUUUUAAAAACAACAACAACAAAUGCAGAGUGCAGUUAGAGGAACCUUAAUCCUUUUCUUCCCAGCCAUGAUCCCAAUCUAAGCAACCAUUGGUGCCCCCGCUGUGUGUCAAUUACACUUAAAAAAAGGGUUUCUUUGUUGCAAGUGCACCAUCACUGAGGAAGGACUGAGAAAGAAGCCUGCAACAGUGGGAUGAAGACGAAAGAGACAUUCUCUCCUUUGCUUCCCUGCAACAGCACAUGGAGAGGGAAUGAAGGAGGGGAAGGCUUUCUACCCUUUUCCCUGCUGCUGCUGCUGCUGCUGCUGCUGCUGCUGCUGCUUCCUUCAGCAAGGAGCGGGGAGAAGGAAGGGGAGAAACAUGUGAGGUGGGCAGUGGCAUCAGAGCAAGAUGAUUUCUUGGGAGCUGCCCCAACCUGUCCUGCCUGUUGCUCUGUGGCUUAUCUGAGGUGGCUGCCACACUUACUCACCUGCUUGCUUGGGCUGCCUGCUCACUCACUCUGUCUUCCUGCCUGUCUGGGCCUCACACCAGCUGCCUAUCAACAAGCCAUGCAAACUGCAGCAUGGCAGCACCCUUACAAUUUUAUACUAAGAUUAAAAUCUAUAAUAGUAUAGAUUGCUCGCUCUUUGUUUCUUCAAAGUCUGUGGCACAGUUCUAAGGGCCAAACUACACAUUACAAUAAACAUGCUGUUUAAAAAAGCGUGCUUAAACUGGCCAAUUUUAUUGGGGCGAAGGGGAGUAGCUUUGAGGCCCUGCACUGAAACUUGUUCUCAGUCUAAAUUGGAGCCCAGUUUUUGGUGAAAAACACUCCCCCAUGACCAUGGCUGAUAAACUGCCCCCAUAUAUGCUGUUUGCUGUAUAAAUAUCACAUUUGAGGGCAAAUAGCAGUCAGGAGGGUGGGUUUGUUUGUUUUUGUUUUGUCAAGAAACUGGUAUGGGGCCUGUAUUGGAAGCAGUCUUGUGGCUGUAUUUCUUUUAGAAAUAAAAGUGACUAGUUGUAAGCACACUUUUUUAAAAAGUUCAUUGCAAUGUUAAGUUUGAUCCUAAUUGAAGUAUUUUUGGUUCCAGAGGUUGAAGUCCUCUGUUAACUUUGUUUCUACAGGAGAAUUUCCCAUAAUCAGCCCUGGUCGGGUUUAUGAAUAUACCAGCUGUACAACAUUUGCCACUACUUCAGGGUACAUGGAAGGAUACUAUACAUUCCAUUGUCUCUACUAUAAAGACAGAUUUUUUAAUGUUACCAUUCCUAGAUUUCAUAUGGUUUGCCCAACGUUCAAAGUAUCUACAGCACGCAUGGUAAGUUAAAAUUGAUGUUUUUAGGCCUUAACUCUUCUCUUUGGUUUCCAGAAAACAAUUGGAUUUUGUGUUUAAAUAUAAAUAGUGAUCUCCUUUUUGCAUAAAACUAGGUUAAUAGUUUUUAGAAGCUGUAAGAUGAGUAAAGUAAAAAAAAACUUUACCUAGUUUAAAAAUGUGUGUGCUCGAGUAUCAUACUUGCUUCUUUAUCAAUUAUGAGCAAAAAUGCAGUGAGGGGAUUGAUAACAACUUUCUCAUAUAUGGGAUUAUGAAAUGUGUAUAAAGGUCCUGGAACAUUUGGGAAAAGCCCAAGUAGUAAAAUGUCUUUUUUGACUGCUUGUUUUGUUGUUUUUUGCUUUGCUUUGCUUUGUUUUUUGAAUAAUGCUCAGUUUGGGGAAGAUUAAAUAUAUUAGAUAUAUUAACAAUUUGAUAUUGCCUACAUAUUAUAUAACUGCACUGCUGUUUAUGUGCUAAAUGAAUAACAUAAAAUAAGUGGGAACUUAUUGUUGGAUAGAAACAUUAUUUUGUCUUAUAUUUAGUUACAGCAGAUCAUUUGUUCUGCUUUGCUUGUUCAACCUCUGUCCAUGUUGUCAACAGACACAUUAUGUGCCUUGUCUUGAAAAUAGUUUUAACAUUGUUUUCCACAAAUGACAGGGGAUAGGACAUUUUUAAGCAUUCCAGGAAAGCUAUUGUCAGAAUACAUGUUUUUAUAGAAGAGUGUUUGGAUGGGCAUUCUACUUUUUAAAACGCACUGUCUACUUGGAUAUCUUAUUUUAAAACAGAGCCUUCGACUGCUUUUACUGAAAUAAACUGUAGAUGGAACACGGGACUUACUUUUAAUUAGAAAUAUUUACAGACUGCCUUUAUGAGUAGAACUUUUUGGCUUACACAAAAGUAAAAAGUUUUCAGUGGUAAUAUGAUAAAAUACCAUUUGUACUGGAUUCAAAUUCAGUUUGUCCAAAAUACACUUAGCAGACAAAUCAUGUUAUAUCUUGGCUCCUUUUCUGUAAAAUGAGAGUAGCAUGGCCUUCCUAUAGAGUGUUACAAAGUCCAAUGAUAUAAGGCUGUUAAGCACUUUACACAAUUGGAAUAGGCACGUUUAGUACAUUCUCCCAAGUGUUGUGUGUGCUACAAUUUGCUAAGAAUGGGUGAAAUCCAAGAGUGUCAGUGCACUUGCACAAACUCCCCUUCCUUUUCUUUCCUGCUGCUGCUCCCUGCAUGCCCCCAGAAUCUGUUGUGUCCACUGGCAUUGUUUUGGAUCUUGCCCAAUGCCUACUAAAGAACCAAAGAAGUGUCCUACUGUCUAGUGUCUAAUAUAUAGCAUAAUGCUAUCUUGAAUGGCUGUGACAGGAAUUUCAGCCCAGUCCCAGGCUUUCUGUUGGGUAACACUUUGGCAAGCUGUUGGAAACCAGACGUAGUUGUAUAAAUGCCAUAACAAUUACAAGAGAUGUUAAAGUAUUUUACUUUUUCUGUGGUACUCAUUGAUCCUUUUGUUUGUUUAAUGCAGCUUGAUAAACAUGAUCACAUUCAGUUGGGGUAGUUUUGCAAAGAAACUUUGUCAAAGAGCUUACCUAUAUUACUUCUGUUCCUGCAUUUAGGAAACCAAUCAUAACGAAUGCGCGAUGGAUGAAGACGAAGACUCAACAGAUACUGAUGAAUAUGAAGACAGACGCAGAAUUCUGGACAUCCCUGUUCCUUCUGGACGUGGACGUUGUCCGCGUCAAACCUGAGCAAACUUCCAGAAAAACAAAACAAAGACCUAUUGAUUCUGCAGAAAAUAUUUCUGUGGAAGAUACCAUGUAAAAAUAUUUCUGAAUAUUAAGUCAUUAUUUGGCAGAGGAACAACUAGCAUGAGUGCUGGUUCUGGCUUGCAUCUGAGCAGAUUAUACAAACAGGGUUCUCUUUUGUCAUGUGUUUGCUUCUCGAGAGAGAAUAUGUUGGGUAGAGGUGGGAAUACAGUAGUGUGGUGAGCUUUAUUCUUCCAAACAGCUUUGCAGUUGAAGGUAAUCAUUGUACAUUUAAACUUCCUUAAAACCAGAAUGGUGCUGCCCAUUUUUCUUUCCGUUCCUUUUUUUAAUUAAAGCAGCAAACAAAAUGGAAAAUUAGGCAUGCCAUUUUCACAAUGAUUUUGUAUUACUAUUUCAUCUCUUGACAUAUGUGAAUGAAAUAACUGAAGUUAAAUCUGUAUAGCCAUUGGGACGAAUAUGUAUGUUUUUAAUGGGACACUCUGAAAUGUUUGAAAGGGAGCUGGUCUAAUGUUUUAAAUCCUGCAUCAUGCGCCUUUUUGAACAUGAAAUAUGCAUAUUGCCUACUGCAUUUCUUCAUUUAUUAUAUAAUAUAAAUAUGUAAAUAGCUUGAUUUUCCUCUUCAACUGCCAUUUAACUAUUGUGAUACGUGUUUAGAAUUUUAAGUAUAAACAUGUUUUCUUGAACACUAAAUGGUUUUCUUUAUAACUGUCUCACUAAAAAUGAAGAGAACUUGAAAUAAGUCUUAACUGGAACAUUUACAUUGAUGGGUAUUAAUAUAUAUAUAUAGCAAAGGACAGGUGAGAUGUAGUUUCGUACAGCAGUUGCAACAUUCUAUAAAGUAGUGGGGGGCUUUAGGCUGCAAUCACAUACAGUGGUACCUCGGGUUACAUACGCUUUAGGUUACACACUCCACUAACCCAGAAAUAGUUCUUCAGGUUAAGAACUUUGCUUCAGGAUAAGAACAGAAAUUGGGCUCCGGCGGCGCAGCAGCAGCAGGAGGCCCCAUUAGCUAAAGUGGUGCUUCAGGUUAAGAACAGUUGCAGGUUAAGAACGGACCUCCAGAACGAAUUAAGUACUUAACCUGAGGUACCACUGUACACACAUACCUGGGAGUAAAUCCUAUUCUCCCAAGUAGACAUGUCUAGGACUGUACUGUUAAGCAGCAGCGGUAGAAAGGAUUCACCUGUAAUAAAACUGGAAAAUCUGUCAUAGACGUCUGUGCCAGGGUAGGGACCUGUAGGGACCUCCAGAUGUUGUUGGGACUACAACUCCCAUCAUCCCUGGAAAUGCUGCGGAUUGAACCUUGGGCCUUCUUCCCGCAGUGCAGACGAUAUACAAAUAAGCUGUAGCCCUUCACUGAUAGUGUGGCCCAGAUGUUCCUCCGAAUGAUAUAUAAAUAGGUUUUACCAACUUGUCACUUGGUACACAAGUUUGGGCGGGGGGGGGGAGUAAAAAGAAAAGUAAAAUUCAUAAUUAAGAAAAUAUCAAAUUGAUACUCCUAGCUGAAGUAAACUGCAACUAUAAUUUCCAAAAAGAGUGAACUUGUUACAUUGUGGAAAACGUUUGAAUUUUCUCAAUGCCAUAGUUGUAUAAUAAUUUAUUGUAGGGUUUGUAUUAUACAUUUACAGCAUAAGCUACAGCAAAGGGAAUCCAGGUAAAGUCAGGGUGCAAACAGUUUUUUAAAGUAUUCACUUACGAUUCUGAAAAUAUUUUAAUUAGCUUCUAAACUUGUUUUUUCUUCUUCCUUUGGCUAGAACAAAAACAGUACUUAUCUCAGAUGGUGAUUUGGGAAAGGGGGUUGAACCAGCAUCUCUGAUUUGUUUCCCCCCUUGUGAUUACAGGAAGGAGCAAAACAGCAAUGAUCAGUUUAUGAUGACGUUUACCAUGACAUGUAAGGCCUAUCAGACCCCUUUAUCCUAUGAGAUGAUAACUUUUACUGAGGCUAGAUAACCUCAGUGUAAAAAAAAAAAAAAUCCUCAUUCCAGGAGGUUUAAGAUAUUCCCCUAUAUAUGUUUGUUUACAUGUCAGUUUAAACUUCAGGAGGAAGUAAGCUCUACAGAAACUUUCACUGUAUGUAGUAAACCUGACAAUGCUGAAGUCCAUACUAUUCCCAGUUCCCAUAACUGCAUACAGCCAACUUGAGAAGGGUUUGAAGUUUAUAUGUUCAGGCACCUUUUUAUAUACUUUAGACUACCUCAUGUCAUCCUUAUCUUCCUUAUCCCAGUAGGUAACUGUUCUUGAAGUUCUUUGAAUAUCAGAAGCUAGCAUCCCAUUUGAUAUACAGUGGUACCUCAGGUUAAGAACUUAAUUCGUUCUGGAGGUCCAUUCUUAUCUGAAACUGUUCUUAACCUGAAGCACCACUUUAGCUAAUGGGGGCCUCCUGCUGCCGCCGCACGAUUUCUGUUCUCAUCCUGAAGCAAAGUUCUUAACCCAAGGUAAUAUUUCUGGGUUAGUGGAGUCUGUAAGCUGAAGCGUAUGUAACCUGAGGUACUACUGUAUACCAUGUGCCUUACUCUCUCUAUCCUUUCUGGAAGCGAGGAUAAGGGAGCUGGGCAUGUUUAGCCUGGAGAAGAGGAGGUUAAGGGGUGAUAUGAUAGCCAUGUUCAAAUAUAUAAAAGGAUGUCACAUAGAGGAGGGAGAAAGGUUGUUUUCUGCUGCUCCAGAGAAGCGGACACGGAGCAAUGGAUCCAAACUACAAGAAAGAAGAUUCCACCUAAACAUUAGGAAGAACUUCCUGACAGUAAGAGCUGUUCGACAGUGGAAUUUGCUGCCAAGGAGUGUGGUGGAGUCUCCUUCUUUGGAGGUCUUUAAGCAGAGGCUUGACAACCAUAUGUCAGGAGUGCUCUGAUGGUGUUUCCUGCUUGGCAGGGGGUUGGACUCGAUGGCCCUUGUGGUCUCUUCCAACUCUAUGAUUCUAUUCUAUGUUAAAAACAAGCUUUCCAAUCUGGAUAAAAAGGUCUCUGAUGUAGGUGUUGUAUUGCUUUCAAAUACAUACAGUAUUCAGAACCAGUUCUCAGUGUGGAAGCAGCGUUUAGCCUAAUUAGUCUUAAUUCUCAAAGCCCUUCAUGUUGGAAAAAGUCCUUUUCUCUGCCUGUCCUGAAUCGUCUUAACAUUCAGCUUCGGUGGCUGGCCAUGAGUUCUAGCCUUAGGAGGGAGAAAACCUUUUUUCUGUAUCAACUUUCCUCGCACUUUUAAGCAAAUUAAAACCCACCCUCGCCUUUUCCCUGAACUAAAAAGUCCCCAAUGCUGCAGCCUUCCUCAAAGGGGAGCCGCUCCAUCCCGUUGUUGGCUCGGGUGGCCUUUCUCCGCUCCCCAACUCUACAAUAUCCUUUUUGAGGGGAGGCAACAAUGCCUGCGGUUUUAUUCCCAAGCUCAAUUUGCCACCCUGACGACGACGACGACCCCCUCAGGCCUCGCUCCUCCCGGCCAGCCGUUUAUAGUUACAGGCCGAGCCCGCUCCGCUCCGCCCUCUUUUCGCUUUCCCCUCUGGCUCGCUCCCAUCAUUGAAGCACUUAUAUUUCGCUGCUUCGGCCGCUCUCCGCAUUGCCGCAGACCAGCCUCGCCGCGCGGGAGGCGGAGCGUCCUGGUGCCCGAGAAGAAGCGGCGCGCUCUUCUGGGCGCGAGGGAAACCGGCGGGCCAGGAUUUUGCUGCAGAGAGAUUGCGGCGGAGCGUCGAGCGGCGGGCAGGAGGGUGAGCGGCGGGCCGAGCACUUGGCGCGCGAAGGGCCGGCUUCGAGGGCUUGCCCUCCGUUUUUGGCUUCAGGAUUCGUCAUUUAAUCGCUGCAGUCCCGCUUGGAAGGUGGGAAAGGGACACCCCCAGAGCAGGCGGGUCUCCGGAGAGGAGAGGGAUAGGGGCGAAAUGAGCCUAGACCCAAGCAGGUUGCAUUUAGGGGUUAAUUUUGCGGGGUAGGAUAGGAGACCAGGGGGCAGAAAGCAUCCUCUCCAACUAGGCUUGGGAGAGACCCCCCUUCCCGAAAGGCUGGGGGACUGCUGCCGGCCAGUGUAGGCAAUACUGCGGUAGGUGGGGGGUCGGAAUUCGCAACGGCAUGUGUGGUGCGUGUGGCGGGCGGGGGGCCUUGGGUGUGCAUCGACUACAUUGGGCCGUACUUUCUGCUGUGGGGAUUCCAUUCAGCGGGUGCAGCUUUCCUAACCUUUGCCUCCCCAUUGGCAUGAGAAGGCGAUCCUACCAAACAGCCCCGCCCCAAAGCGCCCUUCCUGUCGUCCGAGACCGUCCUAACUAGGGUCUGUCCUCUUGCUGCUUUCUGCGGGUCUCAAAGAGAAUUCUCUCGGGAUCGUGGAAGAAGCACGUAUCUAAGACUGCAGAGGCAAUGCUGAGAGAUAAAGGAUGCUCUGCCUCCAUCAAAGCCCUGGUUCUGGUCCCCUUUCCCAUGAUCUAAGGUCACCUGAUACAUUGCUGCUCCCCAAUAAUUCUAGCUUUGGUAACGCGCCAAAUUAGGAUCCCUCUUCUCUGUUUAGUAUGCCUGCCAUGGUGGUGCCGCAUAGUGCAAAUUUAAUCAAGGCACUUUAUGUUUUCUUCCUGUUAACUCAUUGCUUUUCCUACUGUGAAAGAGUAGGUCGUUUUCUCUGAGAACAUAAAAUAUCACUGAAACAUAAAGUAAUGGAAUCCCCUAGAGCCAUUGUUGUUAGUGUGCCAAACUGUGUGUAUGUUUUUAGCAUGUUAGAAGGCAGAAUUCCCACCCCAAAAUUUUGGUGUUCCAAGUGGGAGUUGGCAGCAGUCUGUAAAAUUAUUUCAAAAUAACAACAACAACAAGCCCUCAGUUGUAUCCACACACAUGGCAUGUUUGGAGCUGAGGACUUUGGCUGAGAGGGUAUGUCUGAUAUGUUACGGCCCUGCCAUGUAGUCCACUUUAUUUUAGAAAAUAUAGUACAAAUUUUAUACUAUUCAAAAUUCAAUACUGUAUUCACAGAAACGUAGUAAUCUAGAGUUGGAAGGGACCCCAAGAGUCAUCUAGUCAACCCCCCUUGCAGUGCAGGAAUCCUAUCUAAAUCAGUCAUAUGUUGAAGACAGGUUAAUACUGGCAUAUGAAAAGAUCUGUAUAAAGUGCCAAAUGAAUAUCUACCCUCAGGUUUGCAGCAGCAGCAGCAGCAGCAGCAGCUAGUAACAUCUGGAUCUCCAAAGCAUCCAGCGUCUUCAGUACUGAUCAUUCAGAAUAUUUUCGUAGCUGUCCUUUCUUUCCAUCAGGUUGUUAAAAAAAUUAUGUUUGGACCGCCUCACCUUUCAAAACAAGUGAGAGCAUUAGCAAACCAAAAUACAGAAGGCAUUUUUAAAAAUGAAGUCUAGGACUACUUUAUUGCACAUGCUUCUAAAAAGGGAAUAUAAUUGUCAGCCACCAUCAACACAUGGAAUGUUGUGCGAGGAACUCAAGGUGAAGCAGAAGGGCUGGACACUUGACUUGACACCAUGUUCACAUCACUGCUUGGAUUACAGGGCAGUUGAUAACACUGCAUAUUGUACUUACACUCUUAUUUGUUUUGGUUUGCUUACUUGUUCAGUUAAAUAAUUAACAAUAAAAAUGGAAGAGCAACGAACAACAACAACAAUAAAUCACAAGUCUGUACACUUGGCCAUCUUCACAGUGGAAGCAGACCAAAAACCUUUUAGAGAGCAUACUCAAAGUGCCUGCUAUUUCAGUACCACCAAUCCCUCAAUGUAUUAUUCUGAAACUUCAAGGGUACAAGUGCUCUGGAGGUCAGAACCAAUGAAUCCAAAUGACAAGAAAGGAGAUUCUGGCUAAACAUCAGGAAGAACUUUCUGACAUUAAAAGCUGUCAACAGUGCAACAGACUCCUUCAGAAGGCGGCAGACUCUCCUUCGCUGGAGGUUUUAAAGGCAAGAUUGGAUGGCCAUCUUUCCGUGAUUCCUGCACUGCAAGGGGUUGGACUAGAUGACCCUCAGGGUCCCUUCCAAUUCCACAAUUCUAUGAUUCUAAGUACUAUAUUGCAAAAUACAAACCUGGAAAAGGGAUCUUGAUUGCAGACCUCCAUUAUCCAACUUAAUCGAAAGACAGGAUGCUUAAGAGGAGACGUACCAAGAGAACAAGUGCACAUCUGUGACAGCCACCCACAUUUUGAAGAGUUAAAUGCUUGUAAACUAGAUCUGAAACAGAUAGCUGGGUGGCUAUUUGAUGAAGAAGCUGUAAACCUGUCAGGAAGACAUGAUGGAUACAUGCUUUUCUUAUUGAAACCAUCCCUACUCUCUCCUAUACUCACUGCAGGGCCAUCUAUUGCAUGUAAUGGUAGUAUGAAUGUAUAAUCUUCAAAAUACACUUUAAAAGCAAUACAUAUAGCGUCUGUGUUAUAUGUUUUCAGCAGAAAUUUGGAUUGUAUGAACAAACAGAAGAUGUUUGGGAGCUGAAGUUUGGAACAGUCCAGUUUUCUGGUUUCUCUGGCUGUUGUCUUAAAAUUAUUGCCACUAUUACCACUGACCUUGAAGUAUUAAACUGCCAGCCAACCAUUUUCCUCCUCUCUGUCUCUUUCUGCAGUUCUCCUUUCCUGUUUCUCUUUUCAAGCUGACUCAAUAUUUUUGGUUGCUGAGCAUACUCAGUUCUUCUUGGGCUGGGCUGGACUUGGGUUGUUUCCCCCGUAUUAGGUUUUCUUUUUAAAAUAUUUUUGUACGUGUUUCUCCAAACCUCCUACAGGGUCCCCAGAGCAUGCUGCUACCUGCUUCUUUUCCAGUGCAGCCUAAAAGCAAAUAAAUAAAUAAAUAAAUAAAUAAAUAAAUAAAUAAAUAGUAAAAUCUUAUUAAAAUAUAUAACAUAAUUUAAUUUGAAAACAGCACCAUUAUCAAACUAGAGUUCCCGGGAAGCUAUGGAAGCUAUGACUGCUAAACCUGAUGUAAUAGUGGAAGGGAGGGGUGUAUUAGUGUUAAAAAAAAAUAUGUAAGAAGGUAACUUUGUUCAUUUGCCUCCUUGUCAAGGCUCAGUUGAUUUUCUCUCUCCUAGAGGCUAAUAAUAGCUUCGGAUGGGAGGCUUUGACUAGAGCAAACAAAUUAUGGGCAGUCUCAUGUGUGUUUCUCUUUUUAGACUCCAGGGGAGCCAUGGACAAAAUGAACAGCAUUCUGCUUACAAUAUUCAUUAUUGUAACUGUCUCCUGCAGUUCUGGUAGGUAUCCGCCUUGAAGCUCCUUGAAGGGAGUGGCUCAGUGAUGUAAAUUUGAUGGAAACCUAUAGAAAGUUUUCAGCUUCUGUUGUAUUUGUUCAAGUGCUGUACAGAAUACAGCAACUGAUGUGAACAUAGCGGUUGGCAUACAGUUAACCAGAAGGGAUUUUAAAGCCUGAGAGGAGAAGAUGGGGAAUGGUCCUGAACCACACGCAACCUUGCAAGCAUUUCGUGUAGUCCUUUGGUGGAGGUGUCCACCAAAUAAUUGUUUUGUUGGUAAACUUUGAAUUAUUAUAUUUAAUGCACAGCCUAGGAAACACAGCAGGUUAAUCAGCAAAAACAUAAUAAAUAGUGAUAUGAUAGUGACCUAUCAGGUGCUUAACACAUAUGCUUGGGUUUACAUAUCCCAUGUGCAGGCACCAAAAAUGGGAAAUUUGCUUAGUUCCAUCAUACAUGACAGGUGAGUUUCUUUGAUGUAGUCAGUCAGGAAUCAGCAUGGCAGGGACAGGGAACCCAUAGCUCUCCAGCUGCUUUUGGACUCCAGCUCCCAUCUUCCCUGACCAUUGGCCAUGCUGGCUAUGGCUGAUAGGAGCUGGAGGCUAUAAGUUCUCUGUCCCUGGAAGAGGGUUUCACAGCAAUUAGGGAAGCAGGUAGAGUUGGAUGGCAGUUGAGGCAAAAUGUUCCACCAUAGCUGCCUGGAUAUUCUAAAUAAUGAAUAAUUUGCUUUUAGAUGUCAAACUACUAUUGUCUAAUUCAUAAUGCAGAUGCACUUAAGCCUAUUGUUUUCUGAAGACUGAACUCUCAACAGGAGCCAAAAGCUGCCCAGUUCAAUCCUUUGUCCAGUAGGGGGCUCUUCCUCUCUAUUUGUCUCAUUACCUACUACUGUGUCAAAGUGAUCAAACUUGGACAGGAGAGUAGAUUUCCUUAUUAGUUGAAUCCUAGAUCAAUUUAAAAAACAACAACCCUGCCUUUAAAAAUGUCCUGUAUAAGGUCUGUAAAAGCAAAAAGUAUUUUACACUUUAUUAUUGGAGACGGUAAAGCAACAACAAAAGCAAAAAAGAAACUUUUGGCGUAGUGAUCGCAGCAGUGAUGUGUCGUCAGUUUUCCUUUUACCAAAAAUUGAAUUGGGUUCUGAAGCGACAGCUACUCAGGUGAGCUGGAGGUCCCCAAAUCUUACUCUAGCCACAAACUAUUUAAGUGGCAUUAGGAAAGCUGCCAUCCUCUCUCCUCUCCUCCUCCAAUAUUCAUUAUGAUGUGAGUAAUCAUAUUGGCCUAAUGUUUGUUUACUGUGGCAGUGUACGUAAAAUACUUUAGAUUAUCAUGCUAUAUAGAUAUUUCGUUAGUUUAACAAAAUCUCCCUUUGUAUCUCAGGCUAUGCACUCCGAUGUUACACUUGCGAACAAAGCCCCUUCCUGUGUAGGACAAACCUUACCUGUAGCUACGAAGAAGAUGCUUGCUUGCAAAUUAGGUUUGGUAUGUAUAAUAUGCAGCAGUAUAUCAGUCUCACUCUUGGUUUGAGUGUCUCUUGCAGCACAAUCCUAUACUACUAAUAAGCCCUUUCUGAACACUUUCCAACUCUACGAUCUGCUUUUUGAGAUGAGGCAAUCUGUACUGCACACAGUAUGCAAAGUGCAGCCGCACCAUAGAUUUGCAUAGUGGCAUUAUAUGAGAAGCCCUUUUCUCAGAGAGCCCGUUUCAUACAAUCAUCCUUUGGGGCCCAUCCUUAUCAGCCUUUCUCAACCUGUGGGUCCCCAGAUGUUGUUGAACUACAGCUCCCAUCACCCCUAGCUAGCAAGGCCAGAGCUCAGGGAUGAUGGGAGCUGUAGUCCAACAACAUCUGGGGACCCACAGGUUGAGAACCGCUGCGGGCUUAGCUUAUGGCAGGCUUCCUCAACCUCGGCCCUCCAGAUGUUUUGAGACUACAAUUCCCAGCAUCUCUGAACAUUGGUCCUGCUAGCUAGGGAUCAUGGGAGUUGUGGGCCAACAACAUCUGGAGGGCCGAGGUUGAGGAAGCCUGGCUUAAGGUUAUAUUAUAUUUUUACAUAUCUGCUUCUUUCUUUUGCAUAAUUUAAUUCCAAUGUUUAGGGUUUCUUUUUUUAAAAAAGAAGUGGUUUGUUUUUGAGAUGGAGUAGAAGCUAGGAGUGGCAUGAGAAUCUGACGUAGAUGAUUUAUCUGCUUGACAUGGGAUGAGGGCAAAAGCUACGUAGUGCACUAAAGCAGCCCCUUCUGUGAACAGGAGUCCUUCCGUUCACAAAAGAGCAAUCCAAUAUUCAAUAGGAUUAUACCCUACAUCUAUGCAAGAGUACUGCAAAGUACUGAGACAUUUGGUUAUUUUUUUUAAAGCUUCCUUAUUUACCAUAUAAACCAUAUUAUAAGUUAUGGUAUCCUUAUAAAGUUAUCAAAUUAGCAGCUUUUGUUAAACUUUAAAAAAAAAAAAAUCAAUGGAAAGCAAAUGUAUUUUAAGCUGACAAGUUUUCAAUUGCUUAUUUUGGGGUGUCAUUUUUCUUUUUUCUUCUUUUACAGUGCAUUUGAGAACCUAUAGCUGCUGGAAAAUGUCACAGUGUACCACAGAACAAGUUGCCAAUUACUUUAACGCUGACAGUUUUAGAUUCCUUUGUUGCCAAAGAGAUCUCUGCAACAAAAGUUUAAACACCAUGGUCAGUACAGUUCCUCUAGCCAUUUCUGCAAUGACUGUGAUUUGGAUGAUGUUCCUGUGAUAUGGAGCUUUUAAAAAUGUGUUGUCUAUACACAUCACACUUUUCCAUCCUUUUUUUAGUUGAUAUGUCUGCAGCAUUUGGAGAAGGGGUGCAUUGUCUUAAACCAGAAAAGUAUUCAGAUACACAAAAGAGAAGGAGCUGCCAGGACAGGUUAA
This is a messenger RNA of Podarcis lilfordi (Lilford's wall lizard), 22881 nucleotides long. The record is from the annotation of a GenBank genome assembly. Lineage: Eukaryota; Metazoa; Chordata; Lepidosauria; Squamata; Lacertidae.